This is a messenger RNA of Argiope bruennichi, 9845 nucleotides long. RefSeq names its product centrosomal protein of 170 kDa protein B-like. Lineage: Eukaryota; Metazoa; Arthropoda; Arachnida; Araneae; Araneidae. Gene Ontology annotation, molecular function: protein binding. The transcript is spliced from 17 exons. The record is from RefSeq and is a predicted model, not a curated record. The coding region runs from base 282 to 3074 and encodes 930 amino acids.
CUCGAUUUUUGUCUCGUCUGUUCUGUCUGAACAACAAUCCGAAAAUUUUGAAGAUAUAAUUUUUGUUUUCGGUUUUUGAAGUUAUCACAGAAAUUCGUUUAUAUAAUUGAUUAUUAAUCUGAUCAGAUGUAUAAUCUGUUAUACUCUUAGAAAGGUAGUCAACUGGUUGAAACAUUUGUUUCCUGUUAUAGUAUUUUAAUUUAUAUAUCAAACAGACUUAGAAAUAUCAAUGUUCAAAAAUCGAGUAUAUUUCUGACAGUAGGAAAACAAAUAUUUAACUCAUGAGUAAGAAAGGUGAUGACUCAUGGGUGCUUGUUGGCAAGGAUGGGCGUACCCAUGAUCUUUCUCAUGGGAUGAUAUUUAUUGGAAGAGAAGAAUGUGAUAUUGUUUUACAGGCUGCUAGUGCUGACAAGAGACAUGCUGUUUUAUGUUACAACAAUGGUGAACAGAAAUUUCACAUCAAAGAUUUAAACAGUCUGACUGGGACUUAUGUGAAUGGAAUUAGAAUUCCUGAGCAGACAUAUGUAAAAUUGAAACGUCUGGAUUGCAUUAGAUUUGGAUAUGGACCUGAUGUUUUUUAUUUGGAAAAGAGCACCAGUGCAACUUCUCCCAGUAAAGAAGAAGCUCCGAAAUCUCCUGAAAAAGAAGGUGAAAAGAUUGUUUCAGAAGAAACUUUAAAAGGCGAGAAAGCACCUUCAAAACCAGAAGAAUCUUCUAUUAAGAAACCUUCUCUUAGUUCUGAAUUGCCAAGUUUGACUAGAGAAGACAACCCUCCAGACACAUUGCCUUUGAAUCUCCCUAAUACAAAGCAACAAGACAAAGAUUGGGAUUGGAUUGGACAAGAUGGUGCUCUCUCUGAUAGCCCUGAUUAUAGCCAAAGGAGUGAAACAUCCUCAUGUUCUGCCCCUCCAAAUUGUGGAACUACAACUGGCGAUGAACGUGAUACUGGAUCUGCUCAUUCAUCCCCUGCAGCUACUGCAUUCACUAUUGCUUUUGAAACUGAAGCAAAUACUCCUAGGAAAAAGCUUGGAAUUAGAGAUAGUAUUAGUAAAUUUGCUCCUACUAAACUGGAUUCUGAAAAUAGAGUUUCAUUUCAAAAAAGUAGCAAAACAGAACCAAGUCCAAAAAAACUACCAUUAACUGAUGCAAAACCACCCAUUCCAAAAGCUAGAACUCAAUUUGGUACUGCUGAUUUGAAAGAUAUCAAUGAAGAAAUUGGUAAGAUCACAGAUUCAACAUCAUUUUUAAUUAAGAAAAUGUUAAAUGGUGAAGUAUCUCCUGAGGCUCCUGAUGAACUAAACAAUAAAGAGAAGCAUCCAUCUGGUCCAAAUGAUGUGGAUGAGCGUAGUGAGGCAGGCACUUAUACUGUUGAAACGGAACAGGCUGACUGUGAUGUGGAAGAAGCUCGGAAGAAGAUAGAUGAAGUCUUUGGGGUUAUUCAGCUAUCAAAUUCUGUUCAGUCGUCUUCGUAUUCUUCAAGCACAACUUCAUCCUCUAACAAGCAGAUUCCUCGGUUGAAUGGACGUCUCAAACAGCCCAUUUUAAAAACGCCAAUAAAUCCUAAACGAGAAUCUGGCAUGAAUUGGAGCUCAACUGGUAAAACUUAUGGUCGUGCAAGAGGUCAGGGUCCUACACCUGCAGCCUCAACUGAGAGCCUUAAUCAUAGUGAUACUCUGCCAAGAUCUCUACAACGCACUCGUAAAAUUUCAGAUCCUCCAUCUACUCCAGAUAGGACUCGACGAAAUAAAUUGGCCACUUCCCCUAAAUCGCCUGGAAAAGUGAAAACACCUUCCACCUUGAAAUCUCCUGGCUCAUUAUCUAAUAAUUUAUCUGCUGCUCCAUCUAGUAGGGAAUCCUUAAAUAGAGAUGAAAUGACGCGAAGACACUCAACUGAUAGUCGAUCCGAAGGCUCCAAAUCUCCUCACACAAGCAUCCAGUGGCAAAAAGUUCCGUGGAAUCUAUCCGGUUCAGAUCUUGACCUGGAUCGCAGCAAAUCAGAAAAUAAUAGCAUACUCUCGGACACUAGCACAGAACCCAGUUCGCACAGUUCCCAUUCAGGUCAGGGCCGACCAGAUCAAGGUCCCCAGAUGCGCCUAAAUAGGGCAUUUGCACUGCGCCGGGCACGACUGGAAGCAGAGAGUGGUAAAAAAGGCAAAGAAAACCGUGCAUCCACAUCAGGUAGCCAGCCAAAACCUAUGAAGAAAUCUGGAAAACUGUCUUCUAGCACUUCAACUCUUCGUGAUGAUAGUAGCAGUGGAGGUGGGGGUGGUAGCAGUAGCAGUAAAAUGAGCUUCAGACUGUCUUCAAAUCUCAAUAAACCAUUUGCAGGUCGACAGUUAGCUCCACAGUGCUCUGAUCCUUUAAAAAGGAAGAAUGAGUUGAAAGCAGGCCAUAGACGCAUAGACAGUGAUCCUGGCAAAGGAAUUCCUAUCUGGAAAAAUGAAUCGCGUCCAGUCACUUCUGAUCAUGAUGAUAAAGGGGCAGCUAAAUCUGUCCCAAUGGAUUUGUCUCUGGAUGAAACCCGACUACAAACUUUUCAUCGAUCCGUAUCUUGUAGUAUUGUGAAUGAAACGGAUGUGCCAAAAUCAAAGGGGUACCAUCGCGGUAUAUCCUCUCAUCGAGAUUUUCCUGCCUCACUUAUCAAAAAUUUAGAUUCGUUAAUGUCUGGUUCUCAGAUUGUGUCUAGUCAAAAUAUGGAUGAUUAUCAAUGUAGAAGCUCAAACAAAGAAAUAACUGCAUUAGAUUCUCUAGUCAUUUCUGCCAUUCAUCAGCUGGCUUCAAAAUUAUGGUCCAAUUCUAAGCAAUUACUGGAAAGAGAAAGGAAAAAAUGCCCAAAAGGAAGUGAUACCUGGUUGAUGAUAGAUGAAGUUCUGCCACAAGGUCCCGUAACAGGAACACCUGAGGAUGGAGAUUUUACAAAAGAUUUGUCUAGUAUUUUGAAAAACUUGAAACGAGUUGAACAAGGUUUAGAUGUGUUAUCAUCCAUUUUGGAAAAUGGACGCGAUCCGGAACCAGGUAUUAACUUGCAAGAAAAAACACCUCUGCCACAAAACUUCUUUGUUGUGAAUAUGUAAUAAUAAUGUGCUUUGAUCUGCUUAAAUAAUUUUACGUCUUCAAAAAAUUGUAAAUAACAAAGAACAAAACACAUUGAAUUAGCAGAGGCAUAACAAAUUUAGUAUUACUUUAAAUGCUUUUUAAGAAACCUGCCAUUUUAUUGCACUUGAAUUCGACUAAGUAUAGAUGAGAUUUAAAGUAUAUUAUACAAUUAUUUUUAUAUAUUUUCAUCAUUUUUAUUUAGAUUUGACUUGAGGUUUCUUUUAUGAGAGUAAUAAAAGUAGAAAGUUAUCUCUUAAAACAAUCAAUCUUAUUAAUGUUCAUCAUAUAAUUUUUAUGAUAUUUUUAAUUUAUUUUCAUGUCUUAAUGAUUUAUAUUAAUUUUAAAAAUGCAUAUUGUUUUUCUAUUGAUGCACUAAAGAUAUAUUCAAAUAUAUUGAAAACUUCAUUUUGAAUAUAUUUUUGUUUAUUGGUGAAUUGAUCGCACUGAUAUGAAUUAAUAAUUUUUAAUUAUCUUUAAAUGAGAUUUACAAAAGAAAGAAAAAGUUAAUUUCUUCAUUACAUUUACCAUGAAUACUUACACUCACAGUAUAAGAUACGUAGGGAAAUGUUGUUACAUGUAAUUUGUAUUACUUAUUUAUUGAAUGUAAAAUUUCAUUUAAGUAUUUGGAAUAGCCUUCUUAUUCUCUAUAAAAUGAGAUGAAAACAGUAGCUACUAACCAUUUCAUUUGUUUUUAUAUUCAUAAAUGAGACACAUAAUUUCAACAACUAACUUUCCUAUUAUUUACAAACUUGCUGAUUUGUUAAAUGAAUAAAUGAAACUGAAAGGCACUAGUAGCUCCUGGCAUAAAUCACUGUUCUGUAAUCAUUUUUAAAAUAAACUUUGCUUUUCAAUCUCAUCUGUACUUGGUUACGUAUGCUACCUAUGUGAAUAGAGCUACAGAAUUUUAAGUGAGCCAUUACACCCUGCUAUAAAGGACAUUUAACAAUUGUAUAUUUUUUCUACCUCUGUUAAAAUACUGUGAUAUUUUUUGUUCUUUUGGACUGUUCGCUUUUAAAAAAUUGCAGUUUUUCUCCCUAGCAAAAACUUUUCCGAUUACUGCUUUUAAGUGUUUAAGGGGAAAUAUUUAUAAAAUUGUAUUUGUUUAAUCUGUUCAAAAUGUGUAUGGUGAAAAAUUUGUUGUUAAAAAAAAUCUGUUACUUGUAUAUUGUGCAUUUGUUAAUUGAUGGAAAAUAUAUAUCCGUUAAACUCAUUUCUGUCGUUUAAAAUGUUCACUUGCAUUUCCAUCAUGAAUUGUUAAUUUUACAAAAAAAAUCAAUCAAUCAAUCAAUAUUUUUGUCUAAUACUUAAUUUUUUAUUAAAAAGGGAAGUUAAAUUUAUAUUUAUUUUUUAAAUUGUGCAUCAGUUGUGUAGCUAAGAUUUUUUCAAUACUUAUGAGUAAUAAUGAAAUAUUGUCUUUUCAUGCGUAUUGAUUUUAAGUUGCUUUGAAUUGAUUAAAAUAUAUUUUUAUUAAAUGCCAUUAUUCUAACAUGUGGCAGUACAGGUAUAUGUGUAUUGCUUUACUUAUGUCCACUAAAAUCAAGAUUUAUAAAAAAUAAUCCAAAUUGUACAAUAGACUUGCAUUUUUAUGAAUCUUUUACUAGCAAGCAGUUUCAACAAAGUUAUUUAUAAUAGCAUCAAGAGUUUUUUUUAUUAUUGUUUUUUAUUCAGUAAAUCGAAUAAAAAAACUUUAAAAUCUGGACAUUAGAAAUGAAUCCCAUUAAGAAAGUAUUACUUUUCAUUCCCUUUUACAAAUUGUACCAUUACAUUCCAAGUUCUGUAAUUACAGCAUUAUACAGUUUAUUUCUGAAUCUAACAUUAGUAUUUGUAUCUUUGUUAUGAUUCAUGCAAGAUGAAAUAUUUCAAAACAUUUAAUUGAAUAGCUUAAAAAAAUUAUUACUAUUAUUAACAGUUUGUUACAAAUAAUGACACUAAAUAAAUAAAGAAUACUGGAAUUUAAAGAACUUUUUAAAAUAGAUUCCCACUUACAACAUUUAAUUCUGAAUUGAAUUUGUAAAAAUGCCAGCCCAUUGUAUGUAAUUAUAGAAAAUAUCUAUUUUUUAAAUAUCUAGGCAUUUUAAAUUGAACACAUUCGAGUAGCAUUUACGUUCAGAUUGUUUGAGUAUGAAAUGGAGCUUUUUAAAGUUGUUAAACUUGGUUUCUCUAAAUGCGCACCUGGAAAUUUCAGGUGCUUAAUUUAAUAAAAAGUGCACAAUUUCUGCUUGCUUCUUAAGAAAUAUGGUGCUAUUGUGUGUGUGGUUUUAUGAUUUAAUGGGCAAUGGUAUUAUAAUCAAAUAAAAAAUAUAUGAUUUAUAUUUAAAAUGCAAUAAUUUUCAAUUAUGUGUAAAACUUAAAACAUUUACAUGAUUUGAUAUGUAUAUUGUUAGAUAUUGCAAGCAAUAUAAUGAUGCACUAUGUUAGGUGUAGUAAAAAAAAAAAAAAAAAAAAGCGUAUACUGAAAACCUAUAAUUUUUAAAUUCUUUUCAUUCAUAGAUUAUUAGUUGCAGAUGAAAAAUUGACUUGUAUUGACUAAUUUUCAACUAGUUUUUCUUACAACUAUGAUGUAAAUUUUUUAAUGUUUUUACUAAUGUUAUUAUUUUUCUUUCUUAACAGGUAUAGAUUUGUAGUUUAAAAUUACUGUUUGUGAUUUGUUAAACAUUAAAAUAUUAACUUUUUUUUCUAUAUUCAAAAGCAGUUAAAAAAAUAUCUUGCUUUUUUGCUGUUGUUGUUAUUGAUCAUCAAAAUGUAUCUACAGUGAAAACUCAGUAACUAGAAUAUAAAUUAUCCCUAAAAAGCCUGUGCAUACAAAUUUAAAUUUUUUGUUGAAUUUGUCUCAACUUGUAAUAUUAUCUAGUAGAGAUCUGAUAAUAGUAUAAAGGCAACUGUGUUAAAUGUGUGUUUGAAAUUAGUAAAUAUUUUCCAUAUGAACAUUUAGCUUUAUGCUAUUUGUUUUAUAGUUAGAAUUAUUUCUCCUUUACACAGUAAUAUAAAUAAUGAGUUGUAAAUUGUGUUAAUAUUUUAUGUGGGAGAAAUAAAAUAGUGUGAUUCUUAAUGGGUUUGAUGACAGCAUCUUUGAUACUUUUACAAAGACCAUUCCCUAUGUGAAAUUGUAACAUUCUUCUAUGAAAAUAUCUUUAAAUUUAAUAGACAUAUUCAUUCAAAGAAUAUUCAAACUCUUUGAAUAAUUUUUAUUUCUACUAUUUUGUUUAUUAAAUAUUUUGUUGUCCCACCUAAUAAUUAAUAUUUUAAAUUUAACUUAAAAUUAGAAGUAUUUAUAUUUCAGUAUUAUGAAUGGAAUUUUGUUUCAUAAUUGUUCUGUUAUUUUAUUAUCGGAGUUUAUCAUUUUUCAUUUUGUUUUCUAUUAUUCAGUACUCAAAUUUGAAGAUAGAAGGGAGUAAAAUAAAUAAUUUUAAUCAAUUAUAUAAAUGAUAUUGUGGAGAUAUAUUUUUCAUUUUGAACUUUUUCUAUAAAUAAAAAAAAUUAUGUUAUAACUAUCAUAACUAUUUACAUUUUUGUAAAUGAAUGCAAAAUUGCAUAUUGAAAAUUAUAGCAAUUCUAUUUCAACUUUACAAAUUCAUAAAGAAAAAUGUAAAGAUUUUGAUUAAUAUUUUAGAUUUUGUGAAAUGAUAAAAUACUACUUUUUUCACACCUUUUUUUCUUCUGUUAAUCCUAGAGCUUCAGUUGAGUAAGUUUCUUAUAAAAUUUAUUUCUCACGUUUUUUAAACACUCAUUCAUGUUGUCAUAAUUUUUGAAAUCAUUCAUAUUUUUUGUCAACAUUCAUGUGCAGUAAAAUCUGCAAACUUGACUUAAUAUGGACUGAAAGGGAGUUAAUGAAGUUUUUGUACUCAUGGUGCACAUGCAAUAAUUUACUACAAAUUUAACAAGAUUUAUAUGUGUAGAAAAUCUGUUAAUAAAGCAUAACUGCAGAAGUAAGCUAUAAAAUCUUUCUUAGUUUUUUUAAGAGAUAGUUAGCCACAUGUGGAGAAUUAUUUGUCAACUCUGAUGUCUUUCACAUUCAUGCCAUCUUAUGCUGUUUUUUAUAUGUAUAUUUAUGAUAAAAUUAGGCAUUUAUUUAAAAAUGAAUUUGUGGGGAAUUAUUAGAAAAAUUUCAGUCCUUCACUGUGCAACUUAUCCUUGCAGGAAACAAAUUAUGCAAAUGAAGUGUUAAUUAUUAAUAAAUAAAUAUAUGUUAAGAAGUAAAUUUUGUUAAAUAUCUUUAAUAAAUUAUGUUAUUUUUUUAUUAGCAUUAAAGAAUCAGUUUUAAUCUUUUCUGUCAAUAUUAGUGCAUAUCUACUUAUAUUUUUGUACUAAAUUAAUUAGAAUCAUAUUUAUUUUGAAAUUGAAUAUUUUUGAUUCAGCAAAAUGCAUAUUUAAUUUUGUGUAUGAGUGUGAAUUUUUUGAAAUAAUUAAAUAUGCAUUUUGCAUUAUAGAAAAAAUUAUCCAUCCAGUAUUUUGUAUGUAUGAAUUAAAACUCAAGUAGGAACUUUCAAUCUACUAUAUGCUUUUUUCAAUGAAUUCAAAAUCGCCACAUAGUAGAUAUGUAUGAAUUAUUGUAUUCAUAGCAUGUCUGGUAGUAGCUAAUUGAUAUGUGUAUAUUUUUUGUUUUCCAUGAAUGCAGAAGAUGUAUUUUUUUCUCUGUAACUUUAUUUUAUAUGAUGAAAGUUAUAGAUGACAAAUUUGCAUGGUGAAACAUGCAAGAAAUUUAUAUUGCAUAUUUCCAAUUAAUUACUGAAUUGUAAGUAUUCUGUAAUGUAUUGCAGUUCAUUGAAUUAACAAUCCAAACUAUACAGACUUAUGUAUAUUUUGCAAUAAGGAACCUAUAAUCGUUAAAAUUAUAGUGAGUUCCCCAUUAUGCAACUGUAUUCAUUUGAAGUUGUGUUAUGGAACUAUGGUAUAUUUAAAGAUAUGAAUUUUUAAAACUUAAAUUAAAUUUAUUCAGAUACAAUAUAAAGUAAUGUAUUAUAGUAAAUGUAUUUCAAGAUGCAUCCAAAUUUACCAACAUUUCAACCAUAUGUUAUUUAUUUUUAAUAUGCCAAAUGCAUAUUCUUGUGUUUUAUUUCUUUUCUGUUUGUGUUUAUCAUUUGCUAGUGAUUUCUAGGUUUUUAAAUGUAACCUUAAAAAUCUGUCAGAAUUUCACAUGAAUAUUAGUAUUUAAAACUUAUUUAUGUGAAAUCAUUUUUAGUUUUAAUUUUAGGAGAUUAAACUAGUAGACUGCUGUCAAAUCUAAUUUUGAAAAUUGAAGUGACUUAAAUCACUUAUCAACUUUCUUGCAUAUUUUUUUUUAAUUUCAUGCAUGCACUUUUGAAUAUUGAUAUAAAAAUUCCUUAAUGAAAUAGAAAAAUGAAUCCGAUGAAAGUUUCUGUACUGCCAGAUUUGAUAUUUUAGUGUACCUUCAUUUAUCAUUGUUAUGAAAUAUGUUGUUUAACUUCCAGCUACUUCAGAAAAGUUAGUUUGAUUAGAAGGUGUGUGAAGUUUGCUGACUGAAUGAAAAAAGUCAAUUUGAUCAUGAAAGAAAUUUUGUGGUAACUUUUCUUCAAUUUUUGUUAACAACAGUUCCAGUUUUUAUAAAAAAAUUGUUUUUCAGCAUUACAAUUUUUAUGCAUUAUAACUAGGUCUGUUUUUGCUUUUGAUGUGCAGAAAUGGAAACUUGGUUAGUAUAGUCUUCUAAAGAAAAAACUUGAAAAAAUUCCAUAUAAUGAAAUAGAUAUCAGAUUUAAUCUGAUGAUAGAUAAUAUAGAUGCAAAUUCAAUUGAAAUGAUUGUCUUGAAAAGAUUUUACUUUAAAUCUUUAAAGAUCAAUUAAGAAAGCUUUCUAAGAUGUAAUUUUAAAAAAUCUAUAGUUUGUUGAAAUGAAUAACUUUUUAAAUAUUCAUCUAAAAUGUCGAUUAAUAAUUGUAUUUUUAAAGAGAUGCAUGGAUUAUAUAUUUUGAAAUCAGGGUUUAUAUUUCAAAAAGCUGAGAUAUGAUUUAAUUUCCUUAGUAGAUCACAAAAAAAAAUGUAUGUAAAUCAAGCUAUAGUCUAAUGAUUAUUACAAAAUUUAUACAAGCAUAUUGGUAUUAGCAUAAACAUGAAAAGUCAUAGUUUCUCACUAUUUAUUUCUUCAUUUGAAAAUUAUUAGUCAUAUAAUUGCUAUUUAUCAAUAAAAACUUGUAGAUAUAAAGGUUUGAAUUUUUCAAAAAAUAGAAGUUAAUGAAUCGUUUUCAGAAUAAUUGUCUGUAUUAUAGCAAUAAGUUAGCAAUUUUUUAAAGCAAUAAAAAUUGGGGGGGGGGGAAUAUUACAACUAAAACAUCCAUGCCUAUUUGGAUCUUUUUUUUUUUUUCAAUAGGCAGUAUUAAAGAAGCUUUUAUUUUGGGACUGAAAAUAUAAAAAUUGUUUGUAAGAAUUUUGUAUUGUCUGAUUUUAAUCUUUAUAGAGUUGUGAUUUUUUUUUUUUAAUUAUGCUUAAUAGAAGUACUUUGUUGUAGUUGCUGCGUUUUUAUUUCUGGUUGCAUUUCUUGCAUGCGUGUUUCUGUACCAUCUGUAUUACAUUUCAUUUAAGGAAAAAAUAUAUUUGAUUGAGUUCCUUCAAAACCGAUUCUUCUUAAGAUCUGCAGGGUUUUAUUUCACACGCUUCUUUCUUGUACAUUACAAUGGUUACAAAUAUAAUACUGUAAAAAAGCUGACUUAAAAUAAAGUUGUAUAAUGUGUGAUGUAAUAUGAAUGGAACGUGAAAUGUUUGUAUAUAUCAGAAGUAAUAAAUUAACAUUUUUUAGAA